Gracilinanus agilis (Agile Gracile Mouse Opossum) is the source of this 985-nucleotide messenger RNA. Its product is annotated as vang-like protein 1. The transcript has a single exon. Lineage: Eukaryota; Metazoa; Chordata; Mammalia; Didelphimorphia; Didelphidae. Gene Ontology annotation, biological process: multicellular organism development. The record is from RefSeq and is a predicted model, not a curated record. The annotation marks the transcript as partial. Gene Ontology annotation, cellular component: plasma membrane.
GUUCAACGAAUGGUAGCUUGAUUCCUCUUCUCCUCUGCCAUCAGGAUGACAACUGGGGAGAAACCACCACCGCCAUCACUGGCACUUCGGAACACAGCAUCUCCCAGGAGGACAUUGCUAGGAUCAGCAAGGACAUGGAGGAUAGCGUCGGACUGGAUUGCAAACGCUACCUUGGCCUGACAGUGGCGGCCGUCCUGGGUCUUCUCGUUUUCCUCACCCCUAUUGCCUUCAUUCUCUUACCCCCAAUUCUGUGGAGGGACGAGCUGGAACCGUGUGGCACAAUAUGCGAGGGGCUCUUCAUCUCGGUGGCGUUUAAGCUCCUCAUCCUUCUCAUUGGCUCCUGGGCCCUCUUCUUCCGCCAUCAAAGAGUGGAAAUGCCCCGGAUCUUUGUAUUCCGGGCCCUCUUGCUGGUCCUCAUAUUUCUGUUUGUGGUCUCCUAUUGGCUUUUCUAUGGCGUCCGCAUCCUGGACUCAAGGGACCGGAAUUACCAGGGCAUCGUGCAAUAUGCAGUCUCCCUCGUGGAUGCGCUUCUCUUCAUCCAUUACUUAGCAAUUGUACUCCUAGAAAUCCGGCAGCUACAGCCCAUGUUCACGCUGAAAGUGGUCCGGUCCACGGAUGGCGAGUCACGAUUUUAUAGUCUGGGAAACUUGAGGUAAGUCGAGAAAUUCAGGAAAUGUCCCUUUUUGUGACUUGCUAGAAAACAACUGGAGUAUUUCUGAUUUGUUAAAUGUCUGAUGACUGUCUUUCCCUGUGUUCUAAGAGGAGGCAGCUGACGAAUCUCAUUCCUAUUCGAGGGAAGGGAGUAACUGUCUAAUUUUUGAACCAGACUCUCUCUGAGUGUAGUUAAUAUAGUAUGGGUGUGAAUAUGAAUCAGGUAACCAUGGGAAAAUAUUCUAAAUGAAUUAAUUCAAUAAUAUUUUUCAAUUCAAAAAAAAAGAAAAGAAAGAAAAAAAGAAAAAGGAAAUAUAGUAUGGGUGUGAAUAUG